This is a messenger RNA of Gaeumannomyces tritici R3-111a-1, 3337 nucleotides long. RefSeq lists its product as hypothetical. The transcript is spliced from 7 exons. The record is from RefSeq and is a predicted model, not a curated record. Gene Ontology annotation, molecular function: protein binding. The coding region runs from base 1 to 3153 and encodes 1050 amino acids. NCBI's taxonomy places the organism in Eukaryota, Fungi, Ascomycota, Sordariomycetes, Magnaporthales, Magnaporthaceae.
AUGGGCGGGCUGGCGGAUCCCAAGCGGCUGCGGAAGCUCUAUGAACACUGGCACGAAGCGUCGAAAACCGGUGCCCGCCCCGCCGACGACCUCGACCUGGACGGCUCCGAUACGCAAUUUUCGGGGUAUAGCGCCAUACACUUGACCGUGAAAGUGCCCGAGCGGCUGCGGCCGCGGGACCUAACACCGCAAGCGGAGGCCAUCUGGGCGGGGCGCGUGGUAGAGAUCCAAGCCGGCACCGUCAUUAUGCACGCCUGGGCCGAGAUCGAGCACGACAUCACCUACAAAUCGCACGGGCGCGGGGUGCCUUCGGACGAGAAGGCCAUGCUGGAUAUGCUCAACGGGCUCGCCCUCGCUAGCGAGGUGGGCAUGCGGAGUUUCAAGUCGCCGUCUAUGUCGGAGUCGCCAGCCACCCGGUCAGAGGAGGAGGUGCGCAGCUGGUUGCACCAGUUCUACAUCAAGGAAAAUCGCAGCACGCCGAGCGAGUGGGUCGACGUGGAUCUCCUCCGGGGCUACCUCAAGGACCACAAAAACCAGCGAAACGAAUUCUUAAAUCUCGCAAAAGAGGCCUGGUCGAUGCUGGAAGGGCAUGAAAGCAGGAUGGGCCUCAAGUUGGACCACUUCCUCCCUCGCGUCAUCAUGCACAACAACCAAAUGACUUAUGAAGUGCUUAAUGACUUAAUAGAGGCGGCCUGCCGCGGCGUCGGCCUGCUGCAGGCUGCAUACGACGGGCAGGAGGCAGUCGUUAGGCUGCUGCUGGAGAAGGGAGUUGAUAAAGAGUCGAAGGGAGUUGGUAAAGAGUCGAAGGGAGUUGACAACGAGUCGAAGGGGGUUGACAAAAAGUCGAAAGGAGUUGAUAUAGAGUCGAAGGACAGCGACGGCGACACGCCGCUAUCGCUGGCCGCGAUCAGGGGGCACGAGGCGGUUGUCAGGCUGCUGCUCGAAAAUGGUGCGGACCAGGAAGCGAGAAACAGGAACGGCAGCACGCCGCUGCUGUGGGCCGCCGCAAGGGGACGUGAAGCGGUCGUCAGGCUCCUGCUCGAAAAUGGCGCCAGCUGGGAGGCAAAGGACAACGACGGUAACACAGCACUAUCGUGGGCGGCGAGGCAGGGCCACGAGGCGGUCGAGCAGCUGCUGCGUGACAAGGCCGCUGCUGAGCGCACGUCGGCAGAUGACGAUCUCAACCCGACGCCGCCGUCGUCAGCCACCAAAGGCGAUCAGGAUUCCGGUGCGGGGCUACUGCUCAACAAGGGCAUGCGAAUCGAACCGGCCAGCGCGGAUAGCAUGCGGCCGCCAUCGCCAGUCGCCGCUGAGAAAACGCGCCAGGCUGUCGUGCGUCUACUGCUCGAAAAAGGCGCAGACACCGAGUCGGCAGGCAGGUCUGAAAAGACGCCGCUGCUACUCGCCGCCGAGGAGGGGGACGAGGCCGCCGUUAAGCGGCUACUCGAUGCAGGCAACGUCGACGUUGAUUCGAAAAACCAGUACGGGUCUACCCCGCUGUCGCGGGCUGCAGGAUUUGGGCGCGGAGCCGUCGUUAAGCUGCUGCUUGGUACAGGCAAAGUCGAGAUCGAUUCGAAAAACCAAUACGGGUUUACGCUGUUAGCACGAGCUGCUUAUAACGGGCACGAAACCGUUGUUAGACAGCUGCUCGACACAGGCAAAGUCGACGUCGAUUCGAAAAACCAGGACGGGGGGACGCCGUUGUCGUGGGCUGCGGAAAUGGGCCACGAAGCUAUCGUUGAAUUGCUGCUUAAUACAAGCAACGUCGACGUCGAUUUGAAAAACCGGUACGGGUUUACGCCGUUAUCGAGGGCUGCAGGAAACGGGCACGAGGCCGUCGUUAAGCGGCUGCUUGAUACAGUGCAACAUAAGAUACAAGCUCCUGAGGCUGUCGAUGUUGGGAAUCGGGAUCGGACUCGGGAGCUCUCUCGCCGCGGUGCGCGUCCCGAAACCUGCCUGCCGCGACCGAGUGCGGGCGGUGCUGGGAAUGGAUUCUACGACCAGGAGAAGCUCAUAGGCUGCUGUGAUCCGCUGGUCAAACCACCCCCAUCAUCAUCACCUUCGUCGUCGCCAUCGUCUGUAGAAUCAUUGCCACCACCAUCUGAGCCCCCAAAGUACGCGCCAGUCGCUGCCCAAAAAGCCGGACCGACCGUGUCAGCAACGGACAAGCACACAGGCCCUGCUCCGUUCGCCGCCUACCUCUGCGGCUGGGCCUACGUCGUCGGCGACAUCACUGUCACGCUCGCCGUGCAGUUCGGCACCACCGUCUUCUUCGCUGCCUGCACCAACAUGUUCCAGACCGAGGCCGCCGACCCCAUCUGGCGAGGGACCACCUACCGGGUCUUUUUGGUCUUCCUGGGCGUGGCGCUACGUUGCAGCGCCAUCUCAAUCUUUUGGCAACCGUUGCCAUCUUGUGCGGCGUCGCCUGCACCACGGCCGCGUCGCGCUGCACCUGGGCCUUUGCCCGCGACGGUGCCAUCCCGGGCGCCCGAUGGUGGAGCAAGGUCCGUCCACCCUACGCUUGACCUGCCUCUCAAUGCUAUGAAGCUGUCCAUGGUCAUCCAGAUCGCCCUGGGGCUCAUCUGGUUCGGGUCGCCCGUAGUCUUCAACGCUCUCUCGGGCGUUGGCGUCAUCUCGCUGACCCUGGCGUACGCCAUGGCCAUUGUCGCCGCUGUGAUCGGCCGCCGCGAGCAGAUGAAGGGCGCCAAGUUCCCGCUGGGCAAGUUCGCCUGGCUCGCCAACAGCAUCGCCCUCGCGGGUUCAGGAGUUCGGCCGCGAUACCGCCUCAUCUCUUACCCUCUUCGCCAUCGUCAACGCCUUCGUUGCCAGUUGCCUGGUGCACCUCUACCUGUACCGUGCCGCAUGGCGCGGAACCCGCCCAUCACCGCGACGCUGCCCGUCGUCGUCUUCUUCCAGCUCAAAAACGUCUACUUCGUCGUCGCGCCGUUCGUGCCGUCCGAGGGCGGUCAGAACAGCCACGACCACCUGCCGUACUGGAUCCACUGCGCUGUCAGUAUUGAUAUCGUCUUUGUCGGCGGUGUUUACUGGUUCGUCUGGGCCGCCGCGCCACCCAGGAUUGCUGAGUAUGAGCUCGGCCGCGAAACCGUCGUCGACCCGAUAGCCGGGCAAGAGAGAACUGCGUUCUUCCAGUAAUAAUAUGAAGACCCAACACUUUAUUGCAUUUAAUUCGAAGCUACAACUUCUGUACCUUCCACCAGCAUUUCUUACUCAAGCGCAAAUAGGAAAUACUAGAAAUAACAAUAAAUAAAGGUUUUAGCAAUAUUUCUCGAAAAAUAAAAGCAUUGUAAAAGAGCGGCCGGGAGUAACAUACCGGGUA